This is a messenger RNA of Amaranthus tricolor (Joseph's coat), 4516 nucleotides long. RefSeq lists its product as uncharacterized. The transcript is spliced from 8 exons. Gene Ontology annotation, biological process: peptidyl-serine phosphorylation; peptidyl-threonine phosphorylation. NCBI's taxonomy places the organism in Eukaryota, Viridiplantae, Streptophyta, Magnoliopsida, Caryophyllales, Amaranthaceae. Gene Ontology annotation, molecular function: protein serine/threonine kinase activity; ATP binding; protein tyrosine kinase activity. The coding region runs from base 466 to 3957 and encodes 1163 amino acids. Gene Ontology annotation, cellular component: cytoplasm. The record is from RefSeq and is a predicted model, not a curated record.
UUUGUGCCAUAUUCUCCCUCGUGUGACCACUUGACUAUAUUUCUCGUUUAAUUCAAUGAUAAUAAGACUGGACUUGACUAAAUAUUAGUUUGAUUUUCAAAAAAAGCCAAGCCGGAUUAUUCAUUACACAAAUAGAAGUAAUAAUAGUAUAUACGCCUCACCCAACCAGACAACUCCAAAGCCACGGUCUACGGACCCACAACAUUUACCGUCUCAACGACACACUGCCCACCGGAUCGCCGACCACCCGCCAUUGCUCGCUCGCCAUGGUCUUUCUUCUAUUUUUCUGGGUAAUCGAUGUUUAUGUUGCGGCGGUGAAAUUUUGAGUUAAAGCGGACGCUGCAGCAUGCCAGAAAGUUGGAUUUAUGCAUUUGAAUUUCUUAUUAGGUUUUCGGAAAUGUUUUCGCUUAUUUUAAUUUGAGUUUGAAUUGGAGGGGAUCCUAAUUUGUGUGAUAGUUUCUGGUAAUGGAGAAUGAGGUUGAAAAUGGAAGCUCAGUUAAUGAUAUUUUUGAUUUUUUGCAAAAGAAUGGAUUUUCUCGUGCUGAGGCUGCUUUGCGCAGUGAGUUGAGUAAUCGCCCUGAUAAUAAUGGGUUUCAGAAAUUAACCAUUGAUGGCAACGAGCGUGGUAAGGAGGUUGAAGAACAAAAUGUGGAUAAGAUUCCAGUUAGAAAUCAUGAAUCUAGUUCUUGGAGUAACAGUGAGGUUUCUAAAGAGCUUAUUGUCAAAGAGAUUAAGUGUGGAACCACUAGUAAUGGCGAUAAGAGCAAGCGGAACUCAACUUCAAAGUCCAUCGAUAGAAGCUUCUCUUUCUCGAAAGGUUCUGAUGAUACUGUUAUUGAUUUAUGUUCUUUGAAAUAUAAUCAAACAAAUGGCUCUAGUGAUCAUUCUAAAAGCAACAGUAGUAUGAAUCCUGUGCCUCUUGAUUUACAGAUUAAUUGCCCUUCAAAUUUUCGUGUUUCUGAAUCUAUUAGUAGUAAGGGAAUAGUUGAUUUGCAAUCUCAUAAUGCUGUAAUUUGCCCGGAAAAGAUGUUAUCUAGUGGGUUUUCUAGUUCCGGCAAAGUAAGUGGAGAUGCAAAUUGUGAGACUAACAAACCAAGUAAUAUCAGAGAUGUUGAUAGACGCAAACAAAGUGACAUUUUGAACUCUAAAGGCAGUUUUGCAGAUGAAUCUAGGGCUAGAAAUGAAGAGGAUUCGAAUUCUUUAUCGUGCCAAUGGAAUGAAUGUUCUGUCAAGACUGUUCUGUCGUUAUCUAACAUGGAUGUUCCUAUGACCAGCGAUAGUGCUCUUGUUUCAGGCAACAAGGCAGGAUCAAGGAAAUCAGAUAUGUUUGACAUAAGUGCAGCUGUUAAGGAACAAGUGGAUGAGGUUGGAAGGUCUUUAUAUCCGGCAAAGCUUCAAGGGAUUUGUGACAAAAAGGAUUUUGACUAUCCAAGUUUGCCUCUGUUUAUAGAAACUCAGAAGGAAGAAUACCCUAGGUUACCUCCUGUUAAACUUAAGUCUGAAGACAAGCCAAUGAGUGUCACAUGGGAGGAGAGAUUUGAUGAAGAAGAACCAGGUUUGAAUUUCAGUACUUCCGACAGUGCCUAUUAUUUAGGCUCAUAUUUGGAUGUUCCUGUUGGCCAAGAGAUCAGCUCAUCAGGUGUCAAAAGAAUGACUGGAGGCAAUUGGUUAUCUGUAAGCCGAGGUAUAGCAGAAGAUUCUUCUGAUCUGGUCUCUGGCUUUGCUACUAUUGGUGAUGGAUUAAGCGAAUCUAUUGAUUAUCCUAAUGACUACUGGGACUCUGAUGAGUAUGAUGAUGAUGAUGAUGUGGGAUACAUGAGACAACCUAUUGAGGAUGAGACUUGGUUUUUAGCUCAUGAAGUUGAUUAUCCAAGUGAUAAUGAAAAAGGAACUGGACAUGGGAGUAUUCCUGAUACUCAAGAAAGGGUUUUAACCAAAGUGGAGGAUGAUCAAGUUUUUGCUGAGGAAGAUUUAUAUAUUUCUUGUGAGCAAUAUAUCCAUUCAAAAACUAUGGAGCCUAUUUCUGCAUCUGAUGAUCCUAUUGGGCUGUCUGUUACCGAAGUUUAUGGGAAAGAUGAUGAUAAUGAUAUAGUAGCACAUUAUGAUGGUCAAUUGAUUGACGAGGAAGAACUGAACCUGAUGCGCUCUGAACCUGUAUGGCAAGGAUUUGUGACAAAUUCAGAUGAUCUUAUCAUGUUGGCUGAUGGCAAGGGUAUGAAUGAAGGUGGAAGGCCUGUGCUAGAUGAUGGAUCCAUUGACGAUGACCAGCAUGGUACUGUCAGAUCAAUUGGUGUUGGAAUCAACAGUGAUGCUGCAGAUGUUGGUAGUGAAAGACGUGAUAGUUUGAUUGGUGGAAGUAGUGAAGGGGACUUUGAGUAUUUUUGUGAUCAUGAGAUUGGUUUAGGUGGAUCUAAACAUCUUCAAAAAAGAACAGCCAAGGAUAGGAAGAAAGAGUUCAGACAUGAUACUGAGCAAUGUUCAUUGGAAAUCGAUAAAGAUACAUACUUACAGCUCAGAAAUCAUUCUGAUGUUGGAUUUUCCUUUGUUCCUCCUGUGAGAGGUGAGCCUGCAGGCUCUAGUAAGCCUUUGUGGUCCAGCAACAACAACAGUGUUGGUGAUGAACAUAAUGAUAGUUUAGGAAAUGAUGACAUGCUUGCAUUGUGGAGACAGAGAAGUAGCACUUCUUCACCUAACAGAAGUCCUGGAGAUGAAAAUGAUGCUCCUAUUGUUAGGUCAGCGGAAUCAACUCCUUCUACUCUCUCCGAUUAUGCUGAUGCCGAAAAGGAGCAUGUGAAAAGAGAAGAUGAUGAAAACAUGACAUGUUUGAGAGAAGAUGAUGUUGGAGCAUCUAUGGAGGAUGAAGAAGCAGCUGCUGUACAGGAACAAGUGCGGCAAAUAAAGGCCCAAGAAGAGGAAUUCGAGACUUUCAAUUUGAAAAUAGUGCAUAGAAAGAACAGAACCGGCUUUGAAGAGGACAAAAAUUUUCAUGUAGUAUUAAACUCGGUCAUCGCUGGACGCUAUCAUGUUACUGAGUAUCUUGGAUCAGCUGCGUUCAGUAAAGCUAUUCAAGCACAUGAUCUACAUACUGGCAUGGAUGUUUGUGUUAAGAUUAUCAAGAACAACAAGGACUUCUUUGAUCAGAGUCUUGAUGAGAUAAAGCUUCUCAAGUUUGUAAACAAACAUGAUCCUGCUGACAAGUAUCAUAUUCUUCGGUUGUAUGAUUACUUUUACUACCGCGAACAUUUGUUAAUUGUUUGUGAACUUCUCAAGGCAAACUUGUACGAGUUCCACAAAUUUAACAGAGAAUCCGGUGGAGAGGUUUACUUUACUAUGCCAAGAUUGCAGUCAAUCACAAUUCAAAUUUUGGAGGCACUUCACUUUCUGCACAGCCUUGGGCUUAUACACUGUGAUUUGAAGCCUGAGAAUAUCCUAGUUAAAAGCUACAGCAGAUGUGAAGUGAAAGUAAUUGAUCUCGGAAGCAGUUGCUUUGAAACAGAUCAUUUAUGUUCAUAUGUUCAAUCGAGGUCAUACCGAGCACCAGAGGUUAUUUUGGGCUUGCCAUAUGAUAAAAAGAUAGAUAUCUGGUCUCUUGGAUGCAUCUUGGCAGAGCUCUGUACAGGCAAUGUACUAUUCCAAAACGAUUCACCGGCGACAUUACUUGCUCGAGUCAUUGGAAUCAUUGGCCCGAUUGACCAAGAGAUGCUUGCAAAGGGAAGAGAUACAUACAAGUAUUUUACCAAGAAUCACAUGCUUUAUGAACGGAACCAGGAAACAAGCAGGCUGGAGUAUUUAAUUCCUAAGAAGACGUCCCUAAGGCAUCGGUUACCCAUGGGAGACCAAGGCUUCAUAGAUUUUGUUGCACAUUUACUUGAAGUAAACUCAAGAAAGCGUCCUUCAGCAGCUGAAGCCUUGAAGCACCCAUGGCUGUCAUACCCAUAUGAACCUAUAUCAUCUUAAGAUUAUACAACACCUGGGUCUAACCACAUAUAAAUGCUUGUGGUAAAUCUUGUCUGGGACACAGUCUACCACGAUUCAGCUGUGCUACGGAUCAAGGGGGAUGUACGAUGCCAUAUCUCCCUUGUGCUUGCUCAAUGCCGCUGAUAAUGGUGAUUUUGGUCCGUUUUGUGUUCCCUAAUUAAGCCUGCCUAGUUGUAUUCUAUUUUGACAAAUAUUAGAAGCUUAAUUUGCUACUUAAAAAUUAUGGCUCCUAGUCCUAUUAUUAUGUUCUCAUAUUAUUUUUACUUUUCAUGACCUUACAUGUUUUUUUUUUGAGGGGUUUUCUUUUAGUUUUUUGGGGUUCAACUGUAUGGGAGAGAGGGAGGGGAAGUUUCAAUAUUGGAAUUGGGGUGUUGUAUAUGUGAUAUUCCUUGUAGUUGUAGCUCCAUUAGUUGAUUUCUGGUUGAUUGUAAAGUGUAAUUAGUCAAUGUGCAUUCAGGCUACAUUUGCUCCAAUUCCUGGGUAUGCUUUAUAUGUUUAAGUUAAAUUCAGUAGAGUGGAUAUAAUGUUGGGUAAUUGA